AAAACUGCUAUCACUGACCGUUCAAACUUCAUAUUACUCUGUCAGACAUAUGUCAAACAUGGUCUACAAAACAGCCCAGAGCUUUAUACUGGUCCUAACCACUAUUUUCAUAUCUGUUCUCGGGCUUUCACCUCCUUUGUCAAACGAGGCACUGAAUGCCUUGGACAAAGACGUUCGUUAUGCUAUUCUUCAUUCCAAGAUCCACCAACAUCAUCACUUCACAAAGUCAUCAUUCAAGAGUAUGUAUGUUGGCGUAGGAGGUAAAAUCUACACAACACCACAAAUAUUCGCACAGACCAUCAAUGUUGACGCAACUCAGGCCGUUUCUGAUGACAUCCUAUGGAAGGCUACACUUAUUGUGUCCUACAUGGUGAAAAACAUGCCUACGGACGUAUUCUCUGGGGUAGCUAACAGCCAUGGCGUAGGGAUUUUCACUGCCGCUGACGGUGCCACUGCAUUUCCCGAGAACGCGCAUCUUGCGGACACUCCUCAGUGUCACGGCAUUUGUACUGGAGCAUGCGCAUACACAUGUACGUCUGACGGACGAAAGUAUUCAACAAUUGCCGGAAUUACCAAUUCCCGAUCUGUGGCACUUUCGAUUAAUGUCGGCUGCCAGCCUGGCGACCCACAAGGUGGACAGGAAAACAUACUUGUGCACGAGUUUGGGCACUUAGUUUUGAUGAAUAUGCCACAGUCAUACAAGAAUCAGGUGAUCACUGCCUACAACUACGCGGUCCAGCACAAUGUGUGGUAUCCCGGUUACGAACUUAGCAACAAGGACGAGUAUUGGGCCGAGGCAACCGCCUCUUUCUUCAACGUUAUUACUAGGGACGAUGGGCCUGCGGGAGGAAUGAACAAGUGUGAAUUUACCCACAUUUGUACCUCGGAGACAGAAAACAGGGCCUGGUUAAAGAAACACGAUGCAUGGCUAUUCAAUGUUCUCAGUCAAGUCUACACAAACAAUCACCCCGAGUACCCCAGUGGACUUCGGAUAUGUAUGUGAUUCGUACUAGAAAUAGGGUCUCACGUAAUACUUUAAAUAAAUAUGAAUCAUUAAAA
Messenger RNA from Mizuhopecten yessoensis (Yesso scallop), 1059 nucleotides. RefSeq lists its product as uncharacterized. The record is from RefSeq and is a predicted model, not a curated record. The transcript has 7 exons. Lineage: Eukaryota; Metazoa; Mollusca; Bivalvia; Pectinida; Pectinidae. Gene Ontology annotation, molecular function: metallopeptidase activity. The coding region runs from base 50 to 1003 and encodes 317 amino acids.